Cetraspora pellucida is the source of this 282-nucleotide messenger RNA. Lineage: Eukaryota; Fungi; Glomeromycota; Glomeromycetes; Diversisporales; Gigasporaceae. The record is from the annotation of a GenBank genome assembly.
GCUUCAGGAUCCAAAAAACUCAAUAAAAAAUUUCUACAAGAUCUAAUAUGUUAUAGUAAAAGUUAUGGAUUGUUGCAAACUGUUCUAGCAUUAGUGAUGGAGAUGAAAACUGAUGAGGAAGUAAAUGAUUGGUGUCAUCAAUUUAUUCAGCAAAAGAAAGAGCUUCUAAAAGCUGAUAUUGCAUCAAGUCAAGAUCAAGAAAAUAUUAUUCAAGUAAUUAAUCCAAAAGUCAUGCCAGUUAAGGGCCGACCAAGUAGAAGACAGAAGAGUGUACUUGAAUGA